CCCAGUGUGCGGGGAGAAAGUUCCUUGUUUCACAGGAUAAAUCUCGCUGCUGCUGCUGCAGGAACGUGUCUCUGCCCCCUGCAGACGAGCCCGGGGACGCUUUAUUUUCUGGUCUUCUCCAACAAGUGGGCGCCUCUGCCCCACGGACGCUGGGAAACAGGCUCUUCCUCGCCCAGCCUGGCGGGUUGCAAUGAGGGGACUAGGCUAGCCUGCUGGUUUCUCAGGACCAUAGUGAUGGCUGAAGUUGGUCUCUGGGAGCCCACUGCAGGUUCAUACUACCUUCCUAGAGUGAUGUGGAGCCAGUGAGUCAACCCCUGUCUGGGUCCUCUGCCUUUGCUGGGGCCUGUGCUGAGGCCAGCAGGAUGGGGAGCAGUGGCUCGGCACUGAAGGUCUGUACUGAUCACCGAGGAGGCAUCAACUGGCUCAGUCUGAGCCCAGACGGGCAGCACCUGCUGACGGGCAGUGAAGAUGGCACUGCACGUCUCUGGAGCACAGCAGAUAGCCAGUGCCAUGGCCACUUCCAAGGACAUGAAAGCUACAUCACCUUUUGCCACUUAGAAAAUGAGGUUGCAUUCACAUGUAGUGCAGAUCACACAAUUAGAAAGUGGGACGUGAUGACAGGCCAGUGUCUGGCCAUUUACCGAGGGCACACAUCAAUUGUCAACAGGAUCCUGGUUGCCAAAGACUAUCUAUUUAGCGGCUCCUAUGACAGGACAGCUCGGUGCUGGAGUGUGGACAAGGAGAAGCAAAUCCAGGAAUUCCGGGGCCAUCGGAACUGUGUUCUGACUUUGGCUCACUACUCCUCCAGGGAUGUUCUUGAUGAGUCGGAGGAGGAGCAGGAGAAACUGAGCAGAGACUUCCUGGUGACAGGAAGCACAGACUGCACUGUUAAGGUCUGGUGGGUGUCGAGUGGGCGUUGCUAUCAGACUCUGCUAGGGCACACUGGGGCUGUUUUAUGCCUUAUACUUGAUGCUCCAAAUAGGGAGUUAUUUUCUGGCAGCACAGAUUAUACCAUCCGAACAUGGAAUAUUGUGACCGGCGAGCAGUUAAAAGUGUUCAAAGAGCAUCAAGGAUCGGUUAUCUGUCUAGAGCUGGUGAAUCGAUACUUGUAUUCGGGAAGUGCAGACAAGACGGUGAAGUGCUGGUUAGCAGACACUGGGGAGCAAGUCCAAACAUACAAGACUCACAAACACAGCGUUAGCACUUUGAAAUACCAUGCAGGAAUCUUGUUUACAGGAAGUGGUGAUGCCUGCGCUCGAGCUUUCAAUUCAAAGACAGGCGUCCUGCAGAGGAUCUUCCGAGGACACAAGUUCAUCAUCAACUGCAUUCAGAUUCACAAUGAAUUAUUGUACACAGCUUCCCACGAUGGCACGCUAAGGAUCUGGGACGUACAAGGAAUCUGCAAGCGAAACAAGCAUUGCCUGAAGAAGGAGCGGUCUGUCCCGGGCAAGAGCUCUCAGAAGGGAAGUCUGUCUCGUCUUUUCAAUAACAGAGUUGGCUGCACAGUGCAACAGGAGAAUGGGGAACUUGAGGCUGUUGAACUAAUGUGAUUGCCCGGGACAAACUUUCUGUCAAAGAGGAAAAACUGAGCCAUCUUCUGUGCCCUUGGGUGCAGAUAAGCCAGAUCUUGGAAAGAGGUGGGAAAUUACAUUGCCCAAAGUGUUCAAUCAAGAGUUCACAUUCAUGUGAAUCAUGAAACUGACUCUCUUCAGAAUAUUACUGAUGUCUCACAGCAUCUCAUAGUACAUUGUAAUGGAAAGUAAACUUGAGUGGAUGAC
Molecule: messenger RNA, 1778 nt
Organism: Terrapene triunguis (Three-toed box turtle)
Lineage: Eukaryota; Metazoa; Chordata; Testudines; Emydidae
Gene: WDR86
Product: WD repeat domain 86
Exons: 7
Coding region: 363-1550 (395 amino acids)
Molecular function (GO): protein binding
Source: RefSeq, a predicted model, not a curated record